UUUUAACAAUUAAAAUAAUGGCAUCGUUGAUUAAUUUGAAAUCCAUUUUGAUUAUUGCAACUAUACUGGUCGCCACUAUGAAAACAAUAAUGGCUCAUGGUUCUUCAAUAAGUCCAUAUGUUGGUUUUGGUUACAAUCCUAUAGUCAGUCCGUUUUAUGGUUAUGGAUUGGCCAAUGCACUUGGCUUUGGUUUCGAUCAUGCAAGUUAUUAUGGGAAACCAUGGUAUGGUGGUUAUGGAAUUGGUUAUCCAUUUGGCAAUGGUUAUGGUCUUGGAUAUGGAAUGGGUAUGGGAUAUGGAUUUGGAUUUCCGGCAAUGAAUCUUGGUAUGGGUCAUGGUGGCCUCGGAUAUGGUGUUGGAAUGGGCGUUGGUUAUGGUGCUGGAUAUGCGGCUGGAAUUGGUCCAGGUGUUGGUGGUUAUAAUUGGAUCAAUAAAAAACAAGGAUUUGAUAGCGGAUACGACCCUAUGAUGAAUGGUAUUGGUAAUGAUUUUCAUAAAACUGCUCGUAAUGCUCGAGAAUUAAAUCUUUUAUCUUCAAAUGAAUUGGUUACAACACCGCCAUCAUCAUUGGCAUCAUUAAUUAUGAACAGAAGUUUGAAAACACUAUCUACAUCAGCAAAUAAACAAUCAUUAUCAUCAUUAUCAUCACCAACAUCUCAAUCACAACAUUAUUCGAAUAUUGUCGAUAAUUCAUCAUAAUUAUUUUAUUUUAAUUUAUAUUAACUUUAAUGAAUUGUAUAAUUAUA
Dermatophagoides pteronyssinus (European house dust mite) is the source of this 745-nucleotide messenger RNA. RefSeq lists its product as uncharacterized. The record is from RefSeq and is a predicted model, not a curated record. NCBI's taxonomy places the organism in Eukaryota, Metazoa, Arthropoda, Arachnida, Sarcoptiformes, Pyroglyphidae.